AUGUCUCGAACAAAAGCCUUAGCCAGGGGGUAUCUUUGGUGGCCUUAUUUAGACAGGGACAUUGAAGACAUGGUUGAAAGAUGUUCAGCUUGCGCAUCUACUAGAAACACUCCAAAAGAAAGCCCCCUGCAUCCUUGGAUUUGGGCUUCUAGACCGGGGCAACGAGUGCAUAUAGAUUAUGCAGAAUAUAAGGGGCAGUCCUUUCUUGUUAUUGUCGACAGUUAUUCAAAAUGGCUGGAAGUCAUACCAGUGAAGUCCACCACAAGCAGCAAUACCAUAGAGAAGUUAAGAACAUGGUUUGCCUCAGUUGGAAUACCUGAAGAAAUAGUGAGUGACAAUGGGCCCCAGUUCACAUCUUCUGAGUUUCAAGACUUCAUGAAGCACAGUGGAGUUAGACAUACACUUGUACCGCCCUAUCAUCCUCAGUCAAAUGGGUAUCGCAUAACUCCACAUAGCACUACUGGUACAUCACCUGCAGAACUAUUUCUUAAGCGCCAGUUAAGAACCCGGUUGAGUUGCAUUAAACCUAAUCUUCGGGAGUCGGUGGAGGAGAAACAGCAAAAGAUGAAAGAACAACAUGAUGGUGGACAGUGUAAAGUCGGGGAAUUUCAGGGAGGUGAACAAGUUCAAGUGAAAACAACUAUUCCAGGACAAAAAUGGAAGUGGAUAUCUGGUGUGAUUCAUAGAAAGUUGGGACCAUUAACUUAUCUUGUGCGAGUUGGAAAACGCAUCCGCUAUUGCCACGUAGAUCAUUUAUUAGCAUCGUCUGCUACGAUGCUGGAGCCGGAACUUACACCGCUGCCCUUUGAUGUAGAGUUACCCUCUUUUAAGGAGUCAGGAAUGGAUCGGGCCUUAGUGUCUCCAGAUGAAACAGGAAAGGGAACUCCUGAGAUGGUGGAAACUCGAGAAAAACUUGCGGACUCUGUAAACAAGGAUACCAAGGUGCCUGAUCAGACUGAUGCAGUGCCGGAACGUCGUUAUCCACUCAGGAUGAGGAAACCCACUAAAAAAUUGGACUUAUAG
This is a messenger RNA of Saccostrea cuccullata (small rock oyster), 1023 nucleotides long. RefSeq lists its product as uncharacterized. The transcript has 2 exons. Gene Ontology annotation, biological process: DNA integration. The coding region runs from base 1 to 1023 and encodes 340 amino acids. The record is from RefSeq and is a predicted model, not a curated record. Gene Ontology annotation, molecular function: nucleic acid binding. NCBI's taxonomy places the organism in Eukaryota, Metazoa, Mollusca, Bivalvia, Ostreida, Ostreidae.